AGGGGGAACAGAGGUGGGAGGGACGGGCCUGCCAGUUUCUCUGCCAGCAACAGGGACGCCAAGGCAUGGCUGAACCAUAACAGGUGCCCUGGGGGAAGUGUUCCUGUGCUGAGAGUGACACAGCCGUCCCAAGCAGCCUCUGGCUCUGGGCAGCAGACUAAGAGCGGGUGCACAUGUGCCCGCCCAGCCCCGGGACUCCGGCAGGGCAGAGAAGCGAGCCAUUGUCCCCACGCAGUGCCAGUCUCGUGGGCACCACCCGCCGACGAGGCCCCGGCCGACACAAGCUGCUGGGUGGGACGCAGCAGUUGUGCCAUGGCCGGGCUGGUGCUGCCAGCAGUAACCAUGGUCCUUCUCUGCAUGGCUGUGCGUCUGGAGGCCAGCCUGGAGCUGUCUGGGUACCUGCGCAAGGUGCUGAGGAAUCACACUGCUCACACUUGUGAUGGAGAGCAGCUCCUCAUGGUCUGCCCUCACAAAACCACCAUCAGCAUCCUCGGUGCCUUCUAUGGGCGCCGUGUGCCCAGUGCCAACCUCUGCCCCAGCCCCGUCAAUGCCUCCCAGGAGAGCACUGAAUGCACAUCUGCCACUGCCCACCUGAAGCUGCUGGCUGAAUGCCAGGACCAGCAGUGGUGCCAAUUCUCAGUGCACAGCCAGGUCUUUGGGCCAGACCCCUGCCCUGGGACACACAAGUAUCUCAUUGCUUCCUACAAGUGCCGACCAGGGAAUCAUCGCAUCAAGACUGUGUGUGAGAAUGACAAGCUUAGGCUGCAGUGUCGACCAAAAUCUAUCCUAGCCAUUUAUUCUGCAAGUUAUGGACGAUUCCUGCGGGGCAAACCAGAGUGUGAUGCCUUGAACACUGGAGGACCCCAUAUAGAAUGUGUGGCUCCAGAUGCUCUGCGCAGGGUCUCCAAGAAGUGCCACCGUAAGGGGAACUGCACUGUGGCUGCUGACAAGGCCACCUUCGGGGACCCAUGCCUCCCCGGCAUGAAGAAGCAGCUGCGAGUCUCUUACACCUGUGUGCCCCAGCAGCUCCUGGAGGAGGUGGGCCCUGACACCUCAGACCCCUUCCUGCUCUCAGACUACAUGCACGGUGGCUGGUACAAAGGGCCCAGGUUCUCCAUGCUCCAGGAAGACCGCAUGAUUUUUACUAGCUCUCUGGCAGCUUUUGCCCACCUUUGGGAUGUCCCAGAGAAAGUUGCCCUCUACUUUCUUUGUGGAGUCUCAGGAGGCCUCAUGCUGCUGCUGUGCAUCAUCAGCCCCAAAACAACCUUCCUCCAGGAGGUGGGAGAGGCUCUCAAAGACCCAGAGCUGGGGAGCAGCUCAGAGCUUGGCAGGACCAAAUUGCAGGAUGAACAGGAUGAAGACAUCGCUGAUGACAGCUCCUCAGACUCCUCCUUCCGCCGCCUCACUCGCACCUACCGGGCCACUGACAGCAUCUUCAGCCCUGAACUGACGGCAGCCAUGGAGGGAGCGGUGGAGCACCAGGGCCACAACGGGGAGGAGAUCUGGAUGCCCAAGGAGUCAAGCCCAUAUGCCAUACAUAAGAUCAAAUCAGCCACCAAAUAAGAACAGGAAAGAAAAUGGCUGGAGAGAAGCAGAGGGGUUCAGGCUCAGUGGGAUCUGACAUCAGAGAGGCAUAAGAGUUUGGGCUCCUCUGAGUAACUGGACGCCCUGAAUAGCAGCAGGGUCAUGGCAGCUCCAGUGUGUCCAUCAACCCAUUGCUCCACAGCAUGGACACCUCUAACCUGGUGGUAACUUGCAGUCCCUGGGUGUGAUGAGGGGCUUUGCCACAGACACGCCACUAACCCUAACCUAACCUCCCUGUUCUCUACUCACAUCAUCUGGCUCUAGAACUUAACCCUGAUCAGCUGCGCCAAGCCCAUCCUGAGCCCUUCCUACUUUUCCUUGGGUACUAGCUUCCACUCCUGGUGCUGCAAACAUACCCUGCACUCAGGCAGUGCUCCAGGGGCAGACAGGCAAGAAUGGCCAGGACAAAGGGAGGGGCAGAUGCAAGCACAGCCGCACAGCCCCACCACAGUGCAUGCCAUGCAGCCCUGCUGUGACAAGGGAGCUACUUCCCAGGCUGAGGUAACUGGCAGCUCAGACCUCCCUGCAGGCAUUCAGGAGGUCUAUCUCCUUCUGCAACCCCAUUUUGCUCUGUGCUUUACUUUGUACUUUCCCCAGUGGCAGGAUGGCCCCAAGUUUUAACUUGCUGUGUUUUUUUUCAGUAAAUAAAUGCAACAGCUCUUGGGCACAACAUCUCUCCCUGAUCUUGCCCAUUAGUAAUCAAAAGGGGAAAAAGGAAGAGGCAAAGUUCAGCCCUCCCUGUGCAGAGAAGCACCUUGCCUCCCACCAGUGCUUCUGGCACUGGGCCAUGGGAAGCAACAAGUUGGGCCUGUU
Molecule: messenger RNA, 2397 nt
Organism: Malurus melanocephalus (red-backed fairy wren)
Lineage: Eukaryota; Metazoa; Chordata; Aves; Passeriformes; Maluridae
Product: protein eva-1 homolog C-like
Exons: 8
Coding region: 313-1563 (416 amino acids)
Molecular function (GO): carbohydrate binding
Source: RefSeq, a predicted model, not a curated record